Molecule: messenger RNA, 504 nt
Organism: Eruca vesicaria subsp. sativa (arugula)
Lineage: Eukaryota; Viridiplantae; Streptophyta; Magnoliopsida; Brassicales; Brassicaceae
Source: the annotation of a GenBank genome assembly
AGGGAAUGUGUGGAAAUCUUUAUUGUAGAAGUUGGCCGUGCCCAUUCAGGUUUCAAGGUAGCAAAAUCAAAAUCUACACUAACUGCUACUGGCGAUACCCAAAUCCACAUCAUCGAUCCUCUGAACCAUCAACUUUACUUUGAGUUCAAAGGCAUUCAUGAAAUCUCUCACAUGAGCUACAAGGAGAGAAAUUUUUCCAUAGAUACAAUGGGAGUGGUCUUUAAGACGGAAGCCCAUUUUGAUGAUCCUGAAGGACCAAAGAUGGUGUUUUACAUAAGGGACAACAUUGAGAGUCAGAUAAAAUGUGUAGCAACUGGGAAACAUUCUUAUGCCUUCCGGGAAGGGUUUGAAAACAGGGGAGGUCGUCGACAGGUGAUUGUGGUCCUUAAGAUGUGGAGGGUCCGCGCCUAUUUUUGUAACUUAUUCUGGCCUAUAGAAGAAUGGCUUCAGACCGAGGGGAACUUAUCUGACUUGAGGUUCAAUCCGCGCUUGCCGGAGGUAUAG